GCGCCCUGCGCGGAACUGGUCCGCGAGCCGGGCUGCGGCUGCUGCUCCGUGUGCGCCCGGCUGGAGAAAGAGGCGUGCGGCGUCUACACCCCGCGCUGCGGCCAGGGGCUGCGCUGCUACCCCCACCCCGGCUCCGAGCUGCCCCUGCAGGCGCUGGUCCUGGGCGAGGGCACUUGCGAAAAGCGCCGGGACGCCGAGUACGGCUCCAGCCACGAGCAGGUUGCAGACAAUGGCGAUGACCACUCCGAGGGAGGCCUGGUUGAGAACCACGUGGACGGGACCUUGAACAUGUUGGGAGGUGGAGGCAGUGCUGGCCGGAAACCCAUCAAGGGCAUGAAGGAGCUGGCCGUGUUUCGGGAGAAGGUCACCGAGCAGCACCGUCAGAUGGGCAAAGGCGGAAAACACCACCUUGGCCUGGAGGAGCCCAAGAAGCUGCGGCCGCCCCCUGCCCGGACCCCCUGCCAGCAGGAACUGGACCAGGUCCUGGAGCGGAUCUCCACCAUGCGCCUUCCAGACGAGCGCGGUCCUUUGGAACACCUCUACUCCUUGCACAUCCCCAACUGUGACAAGCAUGGACUGUACAACCUCAAACAGUGCAAGAUGUCCCUGAACGGGCAGCGUGGGGAGUGCUGGUGUGUGAACCCCAACACCGGGAAGCUGAUCCAGGGAGCCCCCACCAUCCGGGGGGACCCCCAGUGUCAUCUCUACUAUAAUGAGCAGCAGGGGGCUCGUGGGGUACACACCCAACGGAUGCAGUAAACCAUAGCCAGCCGGUGCCGGGCACCCCCUGCCUCCACCCCCUCUCGCCAACACGGCAGAGAGGGGAGAGCUUGCGUCGUGGGCAGGGAGGGUUUUCCAGGAGUUUUGACAAGUGUAUUUAUAUUUGGAAAGAGACCAGCACCGAGCUUGGCACCCCUCCUUCCCCCUCCCCCUCCCCAGCUGGAGAUACCUGCCACCCCUUUCUCUGUCCCAACUGGGAAGGAGGGGUGGUUGCAGUGGCGGAGCUGGGGACGAGGUUUGGGAGGGGGGAAGAAAUUUUUAUUUUUGAACCCCCUGUGUCUCUUUUGCUUAAGAUUAAAAGAAAGAAAA
This is a messenger RNA of Condylura cristata (star-nosed mole), 1089 nucleotides long. It is a transcript of the gene IGFBP2, whose product is annotated as insulin-like growth factor binding protein 2, 36kDa. The transcript has 4 exons. NCBI's taxonomy places the organism in Eukaryota, Metazoa, Chordata, Mammalia, Eulipotyphla, Talpidae. The record is from RefSeq and is a predicted model, not a curated record. Gene Ontology annotation, cellular component: extracellular region. Gene Ontology annotation, molecular function: insulin-like growth factor II binding; insulin-like growth factor I binding. The annotation marks the transcript as partial. Gene Ontology annotation, biological process: regulation of insulin-like growth factor receptor signaling pathway.